CCUUUCCAAAGACAUUUUCACUGAGAUGCCCAACUUGAAACUGAUAAAUAUAGCGGACAAUCACCUGAUACGACUGACCGAAGCCACGUGGCAGCCAAUUUGGAGUACGUUAUUGGAUGUUUAUCUACAAGGUAACCCAUUUAUAUGUGACUGUCAUGUACGCUGGUUGGUGCAAAAAGAAUCUGAAAUGGCUCAAGUGAUCAAAGUGAACAGAUAUCUUUAUGGCAGAUGUUUUACCCCGAGCUAUUUGAAAGAUAAGCGACUUGAAGAUUUGAAGUUAUCGGAUGUUGAAUGCAAAUAGUCAUUGUCAUAGUUAGUUAGUUUUACCUAUUAUUAUCAUUGUUAUAGUUAGUUAGUUUUACCUAUUAUUAUCAUUGUUAGAUAGAACUUUGUGAUGAUGUUUACCAUAAUGUAUUUGAAUAAACGCAAUUUUAAUUUAAAACCACACGUCACUUAUAUUGUUAUAAAAUACACAAACCUUGUAUGCUUGUACGAUUGCAAAAAUCAAUGUUG
This is a messenger RNA of Limulus polyphemus (Atlantic horseshoe crab), 513 nucleotides long. Its product is annotated as slit homolog 2 protein-like. The record is from RefSeq and is a predicted model, not a curated record. NCBI's taxonomy places the organism in Eukaryota, Metazoa, Arthropoda, Merostomata, Xiphosura, Limulidae. The coding region runs from base 26 to 301 and encodes 91 amino acids. Gene Ontology annotation, cellular component: membrane. The transcript is spliced from 2 exons.